Cuscuta epithymum is the source of this 1811-nucleotide messenger RNA. Lineage: Eukaryota; Viridiplantae; Streptophyta; Magnoliopsida; Solanales; Convolvulaceae. The record is from the annotation of a GenBank genome assembly.
GUUGAAUGCUGUUCCCGGAGGUGGAGAAGCAGGAUACGCCGACGGACCUGGAGAACUCGACGGUGACGACAUGACUUGCGGAGGCGGGGAUGGCUCUGGGCAGAAAGCCGGAGGUGGAGAAGUUGAUGGACAGAAAGCCGGACGUGGAGAAGGUGACGUUGAGACGGACCUAGGCGGAGAGGAUGAAGGACAGACGUCGCCGGCGGCCAUGGACGUCGUUUCUGACCUUGAUGGAGAAGGGUUGGUAAAGGAGAGUGAACUUGGUACAGAGCCAGAAGUUGGUAUGGAGUUUGAAAGCAGAGAAGCGAUCUAUGAAUUUUACAAAGCAUAUGGGAAGCGUUUGGGAUUUCCUAUAAGAACUAGGAGCACAACAAAAGACAAAAGAGGAAGAGAGAUUGUGUCAGUUGUACUGGAGUGUUCGCGGGCUGGUCAUAGAGGUAGUCAGUCAAAAAAUCAAUUGAAGCCCCAACCUUCAAUGCAAAUAGGGUGUGGAGCUAGACUACGUGCGCACGUAAUUUAUUCGGGACUUUGGCAAAUUUCAAAAGUGUUUCUACAACAUUCACAUCCUAUGAGUCCAACAAAGGCUAGACUAUUUCGGUGCCAUAGGAGGAUGACGCAUGGAAUGGCGAGGAAACUUGCAAUAAAUGAAGUUGCGGGAAUACGACUUAAUAAAAGCUUCACCGCGGCCGUUGUUGAAGCCGGCGGAUAUGAUCAACUUCCCUUCAUUGAAAAAGAUUGUAGGAACUAUAUAGAUAAAGUGAGACAACUUAGGCUAGGUAGUGGCGAUGCAAUUGCCAUUCAAGGUUUCUUUGCUAAAAUGCAAGACCAAUGUCCCGGAUUUUUCUUUGUAAUUGACUUAGAUGAGGAGUCAAGAUUGCGUAAUGUAUUUUGGGCCGAUAAUAGGUCUAGAUAUGCGUACAAAGAAUUUGGAGAUGUCAUAACAUUUGACACAACCUAUCUUACGAAUAGGUAUGACAUGCCUUUUGCACCAUUUGUCGGGGUAAAUCAUCACGGGCAAUCAUUGCUAAUGGGAUGUGGAUUAGUCUCUAACGAAGAUACACAAACCUUUGUGUGGUUGUUUAAAGCAUGGCUUGAAUGUAUGGAUGGAAUUGCUCCAAUGGGGAUUAUUACCGACCAAGACCGUGCUAUGCAAAACGCCAUUGCAAUUGUAUUCCCAAAUUCCAACCACCGAUGGUGUUUAUGGCACAUAAUGAAAAAGGUACCCGAAAAACUCGGAGGGGAUGCACAUAAAGAUGAAAUAUUGGAUGUUAUACAUGACUGCAUUUAUGAUUCACAAUACACCCAAGAGUUUGAGGAGAAAUGGCUUGACAUGGUUCAAAGGUUUGCACUUCAAGAGCAUGAUUGGCUUCGUGUGAUGUACAAUGAAAGAAAGCGGUGGGUACCAUGUUAUUUAAAGCCAACAUUUUGGGCCGGCAUGUCCACAACUCAACGAAGUGAGAGCAUCAACGCAUUUUUCGAUAAGUUUGUCAAUUCCAAAACCACUCUAAAACAAUUUGUUGAACAAUACGGAUGUGCUUUGCGUGAUAAGGUGGAAAAAGAAUUUCAAGCGGAUACUAGCUCAUUUACCAAAAUGAUUCCAUGUGUGACUAGAUAUCCAAUGGAAAAACAAGUGCAACAAAUUUACACCAUUUCUAAGUUCGCGGAGUUUCAAAGGGAAUUACUUGAAGGAAAGCUUUAUUGUGAUAUCAUUUUAUGUGAAGACGGUAGAAAAUAUACCGUGCAAGAGCAUAUGGAUAUUAAUGGAUUUAGGAAGAUUGUGAACUUCCAUAUUGACUUUGACCCAAUUACUU